GUAUGGUGAAGACCAAGGAUGGGAAGCGCAAGGCCACAGCGCAAGCUGAUGCCGGUGGGAAGAAGGCGAAAGCCGAAGAGGAAGAGGACGUGUCGUCCAUGCAGGCUGUGAAGAUGGCCAAAUCCAAGCUGUCUGCCCUGGAGAAGAAGGCCAAGGCAAAGCCGGCUGAUGACGAUGAUGACGACGAUGAUGAAGAGCUGCCGGCACCAAAGGCAAAAGCCAAGACUGCCAAGAAGAAGCCCGUGGUAGAGGAUGACGAUGACGAUGAUGAUGACGGCGAACCA
Symbiodinium pilosum is the source of this 284-nucleotide messenger RNA. The record is from the annotation of a GenBank genome assembly. Lineage: Eukaryota; Dinophyceae; Suessiales; Symbiodiniaceae.